AUGGCAGACGUGCAACAAAAGCUGACGGAGCCCGAGACUCAAUCAACGGGCAACAAGCGCAAAGCGCAAGACGCCACCUCGAGCACCCUUCAAUUCACAUCGCGCAACCCGCCAUGGACCUAUCUUAAGCUCCGACUCAUUCCCCAACCUGACAACAUCAGCCCACAACCCCUCGAUGCUCUCUCCGCCCGUACCUACCUCUCCGCCGCGCUCUCACAAUUCCUCGGUCUCACGGGAACAGCUAUUCCAAUCGACAUCUUGAAAAUCGAGCACGGAUCCAUAUCUACUGCAAAGCUGGAACUACCCGCAGUUGCCGGUAUGAGCAAAUACGACUGCGCUUGGGUGCGUGUUCCGCGUGAAGACGCAGCACCUGUUGUCUCGGCCCUCAGCUCGUGGAUUGGUGGGAGUGGCAGCGGCACAAAUGUCGCAUGGAGAGUCUGUGCUAAAGGGAACUAUCUGGGUGCGCUAGUCGCUGGAUCUGGAUCGGGCUUGUUCGUUCCUUGA
Molecule: messenger RNA, 504 nt
Organism: Penicillium maclennaniae
Lineage: Eukaryota; Fungi; Ascomycota; Eurotiomycetes; Eurotiales; Aspergillaceae
Exons: 2
Coding region: 1-504 (167 amino acids)
Biological process (GO): tRNA processing; nuclear-transcribed mRNA catabolic process, RNase MRP-dependent; intronic box C/D snoRNA processing
Cellular component (GO): nucleolar ribonuclease P complex; ribonuclease MRP complex
Molecular function (GO): ribonuclease MRP activity
Source: RefSeq, a predicted model, not a curated record